Lichtheimia ornata is the source of this 267-nucleotide messenger RNA. RefSeq lists its product as uncharacterized. The transcript has 3 exons. Bases 1 to 267 code for a protein of 88 amino acids. The record is from RefSeq and is a predicted model, not a curated record. NCBI's taxonomy places the organism in Eukaryota, Fungi, Mucoromycota, Mucoromycetes, Mucorales, Lichtheimiaceae.
AUGCCAAAGGAAACCUCCAAGCGUUCUUCAAAGGGUGAAAAGAAAAAGACCGGUCCCAAGCGUAGCUUGUCCGCCUACAUGUUCUUUUCCCAAGCAAACCGUCAAAAGGUCAAGGAUGAGAACCCUGAUGCAUCUUUCGGUACCAUUGGCAAGAUUUUGGGUGAAAAGUGGAAGAACAUGACUGAUGAAGACAAAAAGCCCUACGUUGCCAAGGCUGAGGAAGACAAGAAGCGCUAUGAAGCUGAAAAGGCUGUAAGUAAAAGCUGA